Messenger RNA from Micropterus salmoides (largemouth bass), 1247 nucleotides. RefSeq names its product T cell leukemia translocation altered (gene tcta). The transcript has 3 exons. Bases 137 to 442 code for a protein of 101 amino acids. NCBI's taxonomy places the organism in Eukaryota, Metazoa, Chordata, Actinopteri, Centrarchiformes, Centrarchidae. The record is from RefSeq and is a predicted model, not a curated record.
CAUAGAAACAACGUCGUAACGGUAGCGAUGAUCACCAGGAUGUCAUUCGUUACCUAGCCAAAGCGACGUUUUUAAAGUAUCCAUCGGAUAAAGAGUUCACCUUAUUGAUUUAAUUUUAGCUGAAUAACCCAACACUAUGGAGGAACCGUGGGAUUUUGAGUUUUUAUCCCGCAUCGCCGACAGCUGCUUGUCGUUCCUCUCCGAAUUUGUUGACGACUGGCUCGCCAACGAUAUGAGAGUCUCCAUAUUCAAAAUCUUACUCAGCUGGUUAAUUUUUAGCCUUAUCGCAAUUCACUUUGCGUGGAAAGUCUACGGGAAUACGGUGAACGAUAUGUAUUAUCGACAGGGGACUGGACAGAACGGAGGCACACCUGAUACAGCGCCCCACCUGAGUGGAUGGGAAAGUAGAGCAGGAGAAACCCUGAAGACGCAUCGAGAUUAACUGGAUAGCAGUGUUGGACUUUGGACUUUAUCCAAGUGAGAGCUGGACAGUUUACAUCUCCCAAAGACAUUGAAUGCACCAUCAUGUUUUGCUGAUAAUAAAGUAUCUUUAGUGCAUUCAAGAUGCAUGCACCUUCUGGUGACAGAGAAACAUUUGUUAUUACGUUUUGUGUAGAUCAACAGUGACACUAAAUCUAUACAUAGCGCUGUGAGAUAUUUAUUUUGGCCUGUCAACAUUGGUCAUUGAGAAGGACCUUUCCUUGUGUAAAUACCUAAAUUGAUCUAUUUGGCUAAUUGGUCAAGAGGCCAUUGUACAAAUGUGAAAAAUAUGAUGGUUUUGUAUAUAAAUUAAGGGUGCUUUAAGAACACAGUUUUGAUAGCAGACAUGGGAUUUUCAUUCUGACCAUGAACAAGAAAAAAUAAUUGGACUUGAUUUAAAUGAUGUAUGUAAGUAAAAAAAUACUUUUUAAAAUAGUAUUCCUUAACUGCAUCAACAGGAGUAAGUGAAUGAUGUGCAUGUGUUAUGAUUUGAAAGAUCCUUUGCGGUGGACAGGUUUUUUUUAUUUACAUCACUACUAUUUCAUAAAUAAUGCACAUCUGUUGGAAUAUAGAUCCAUGAAAAGCAGCUCAUGUCUUACAUUGUACAUGAUUUUCUAUGAAAUUUGAACCAGUAUUUCUCAUAACAUGUAAGGAACAUUGUGUGCACUUAUAGGGAGAUACCUUUUUAUAUACAGUUUAUGGGAGAUACACAGUGCCUGUCUAAAAUAUUCACCCCCUUUGGCUUUUUCAUGUUUUUUUUUUUUUUU